Molecule: messenger RNA, 1260 nt
Organism: Punctularia strigosozonata HHB-11173 SS5
Lineage: Eukaryota; Fungi; Basidiomycota; Agaricomycetes; Corticiales; Punctulariaceae
Product: D-galacturonic acid reductase
Exons: 13
Coding region: 1-1260 (419 amino acids)
Biological process (GO): NADPH regeneration
Cellular component (GO): cytoplasm
Molecular function (GO): nucleotide binding; oxidoreductase activity
Source: RefSeq, a predicted model, not a curated record
AUGUCCAACGAGAAGAAGCUCAAUGUCUUGAUGUGUGGUACGGGGGAGUACACGACGGGAUGGACAGGAUCAGGCGCUUCGAAAUCGGACAAGAAAAUCGGAGUCGUCGGCCUGACGCUCUUCGAUCUGCGAAGGCGGGAGAAGGUCGACAAACUCAGCAUGGUCGGCGUGAACGGAUCGAAGUUCCCCGCCAUCCGCCAGCACCUUUCGGAGAAUAUCGCGGGCGUCUACAAGGACAUGGAUGUCACCUUCCAAGCGUAUCCUCCGGAAAACAAGGUUGACCCCGACGCAUACAAAGAGGCGAUCGACGCGCUGUCGGCAGGAGACGCGGUCAUCAUCUUCACGCCGGACAACACGCACUUUGCUAUCGCGAUGUACGCGAUCGAGCGCGGCAUGCAUGUGCUGGUCACGAAGCCCGCCGUGCAGACCCUGCAGCACCACAACGAGCUCAUCGCGGCAGCCAAGAAGCACAACGUCGUCUGCUUCGUCGAGCACCACAAACGAUUCGACCCGGUCUACAGCGACGCGAAGGCCCGCGCGCAAACUCUCGGCCAAAUGAACUUCUUCAGCGCGUGGAUGAGCCAGCCCAAGAGCCAACUCGAGACCUUCCGCGCAUGGGCCGGCAAGGAUUCGGACAUCAGCUACUACCUCUCCUCCCACCACAUCGACAUCCACUGCUGGAUCGUCCAAGACUUCGCGGUCCCCACCCGCGUCGUCGCCAGCGCCGCCACGGGGAUCGCAACCUCGGAGCCGUACAACUGCGUGCCGCAGACGGAGGAUACCAUCACGCUUCUCGUCGAUUGGCAGUCCACGACGUCCACGAAGCACAAAGGAACCGCCGUGUACACCGCAUCAUGGACCGCGCCGCUCAAGAGCGGCGUACACUCGGCGCAGCACUGGUACUACAUGGCGGAAAAGGGCGAGAUCAACGUAGAUCAGGCCCACCGUGGAUACGAUAUCGUCGUCGACGACAGCGGAAAAUCAUACUACAAUCCCUUCUACAUGAAGUACUCGCCAUCGGAGAGCGGGCACUUCGACGGCCAGCGCGGGUACGGGUACGUCAGCAUCGAAAAGUUCAUCGACGCCGCGCGGUCGAGCAACGCGGGCACGACCCAGCCCGCCGACUUUGACAAGCACGGGCUGCCGACGAUCGCCAACACCGUGCUCACCACCGCCAUCCUGCACGCGGGCCGCAUCAGCCUCGACGAGAAGCGCGCCGUGGGCAUCAAGAAGAACGGCGACGAGUGGAUCCUGGAGUGA